Messenger RNA from Brettanomyces nanus, 876 nucleotides. RefSeq lists its product as uncharacterized. The transcript has a single exon. Gene Ontology annotation, molecular function: protein binding. NCBI's taxonomy places the organism in Eukaryota, Fungi, Ascomycota, Pichiomycetes, Pichiales, Pichiaceae. Gene Ontology annotation, cellular component: cytoplasm. Gene Ontology annotation, biological process: regulation of translational initiation. The record is from RefSeq and is a predicted model, not a curated record. The coding region runs from base 1 to 876 and encodes 291 amino acids.
AUGGACAUGGAGUCAGACGACCUUAAAGACGAAAUACGUGCCAUUCAGGCCAUCUAUCCCGAAUGCAUACAAAAGUUAGCUCCUUUAAUAUAUAGAUUUAAGCUUCCUCAGCAUGAAAAGGUAACAUUUAAGAUGUCUUUUCCAGACACUUAUCCUAUGAAGAAGCCCGUGGUACUGGAUGUGGUUAGUGCAAGUGAGUACUACCAUGGAGAUAAGUUAAGACAAACAUUUGACCAAGUAUUGGAAGAGAUCUAUCAGAAAGAUCUUGUGGUUAUAUUUGAUUUGUUUUCAGAAGUUGAUGGAAAAUUAAGUGACGAGCCAGAGGAAGACGUUGAAGAAGUGACUGACAAGAUGAAAGAAGUGAGCAUAGAAAACAACGCAGAAUACACUUACAACGAACAGAGGGAAAUAUCCCAUGCCAAGACUAACAAAUCACCUGCCGCAGAACCAGAAUCAACUGAUCCCUUAGAAGGAUGGAGUGUAUCGGACAUAAUUAAAGACCGAAAAUCUACAUUCAUUGGUUUUGCAAGAGAAGUUUAUUCAGUAGAAGAGGUUGAUAGAUGGGUGAAUAACCUUCUAUAUGAUAGAAAGGUGGCCAAGGCCAAUCACGUGAUGCGUGCAUACCGGAUUAAGGAAGACAAUUCCAACGUGAUUUACGAAGACUGCGAUGAUGAUGGAGAAGCAGCUUCUGGCAGCAGGCUUCUUCAUUUACUAGAGAUUAUGGAUGCAUGGAAUGCUGUCGUAGUCGUUGUUCGAUGGUUCGGAGGAACGCAUUUGGGUCCUGUCAGAUUUAGACAUAUUAAUGAGUGUGCACGUGAUGCUCUAGUUAAAGGGGCCUUGGUAAAAAGGAAUGAUAAGAAGAGGAAGGGUAAUUAG